AUGUCCGGAGUUCAAACCACUGGAAGACCAGUGAUAUGCACUACUCAUGAGCGAAACGCGAGUCCAGUACUUCCUUACCCUCUGUGGUAUGGACUCACCAGAAUAAUUGCACCAAGACAGAUGGACAACUAUUCAAACUACAGUGAUGUGACCAAGAAUGUUCAGCUCUCACAGCAACUGGAUGUGCUGCACCAGGCCGCCUCAUGUUUCAGUCACUGCGAUAUUCGAGAUAUCGCAAUACAUGUAUAUCUUUGUAAUGUUGCUGAAAAUCCGUCGACAGCCAACGACCGGUUUCGCUUUUUUGGGGCUCAUCAGUUAGGCGCAGUCCCCGGGUCUCCGAGGGAUGAUGCAGAAUCGCUGGGAGAAAUUUCUGACCGAAUUCGACUACUAAAAAUCCGUACACGGGGGAUCUUUGAAAGUGGAGAGUUUGUUGGAAACAAAUGCUGGAAGUCAACGCUGUUGCAUGAAAUUUAUGAGACCUGUGACGGUCGUUCGACCAAACUACCUGACUGUGACGCGCGUGGAUACACUUGGAACUCAGUGCAAAACCAACCCGUUUGGGAAGGCUCGGACAGGAAUUAUUCUCAAGGCCAGCUCGGUGGUUCACUGUUAUCAAGGAAUCAUACGGGUUCAACUAACCUCGCAUGUCGGGAUGACCGUUUGCCAUCCUCUAUUAGACUGAACUCUUGUUCAAGCCAGAAUGACGGGCUGAGUGACCUGCAAAGGUUACAGAACAAAAGGGCAUUUGGUGCGGAUCCAGUAAACUAUCCGAAUGCACCAGAUAACACCUACAAACAUAUAGGCGUUUUGCCUGGUCAGAACUGUGAGAAUUUCUCGUGUCUGCAGACGCCGCCCCCUCAGUACUCGGAACUCGGUCUACCGGAUGCGCAGUACUUAAAUCCAAAUGUUCCACUGGUACAUGGGUCGAAUUACCCUUCUGCACCCAGCGGAUUGGGAUACACCGUUCAUGACCUUGAACAGUGUUCUAGCGAGCUAUUUGGGGAAAACAUGUCCUCCGGGAUCUCCUCGAACUGCAUUGCGGUACCGUUCGAUGACAGCUAUUCAUCUUGCUCUUUGGAUUCGUUACUGGCAAUUCCACAAUCGGAGCUAAAUGACACAUUGCAAAACGAGAAAUUGCUUUGCCCCUCGGAAUCGAAGCGCAAAACUUCCCUGCGAACCAGAAGGAGCGAACAAUCUCUCGGCUUGUUGUAUGAUCCAAGUACUAUGAGUUCAAAGCAUUUCUGGGAAGCGCACAAACAGUAUACGACUGCUCCUCGAGAUCGACUUCAAACUGACUUCUUUGAACUCAUCCGUCGUUCGUCCAGAAGCCAUGGAGAUCGUAUUCAACCUAAACGAAGGGCAGCCUUCUCGAAACUCGCCGGGCUUGCAAACGCACUGCUAUUUCGUCAGCGUGCACGCAUUUGGGAAAUACCAGAGUGGAGGGAUCACAAUGAGAACAAUUUGCUGGAGGUCGCUGUACACGAGCGUAAUGCCGAUGCGGUUGCUUUGUUACUGCAAGAAGGCUUCUUCGGACUUGAUGCCUCUUCGUGUGAACCGCCACUUCUCGUUCAAAUCGCUCUAGAGACCGCGGGCAGUGUAGUUGAUAUCAACUGGGACAAUAUUACUGAAGCUACACAAGUAACCAAUGCAAAACGAGCCGACAGUGGUGGAAAUGUGAACAAAUCCUCUUGUGAACAAGAAAUUCUAUUGCAUUUUUUGCAUCAUCUGAAAGAGUUGCGAGGCAGACCAAAGCAUUUCCAACUGUUGAAUGGAAUCAGUGGGUCGGAUGCAACGAAAAACCGACCCAUAGUGCACCAAUUGCUGGAUAUGCACAGCUUCGAAAACGACUUAUCUUGGUCCAUGCAUCAACUGACCAAAGCAGGAGCGGAUUUGUUUAGCAAAGUGCAAAAUUCUGAUGGGCAAUACGUAGAUUGCUUUCAACGAGCAGCCUAUAGAGAGGACGCCAACCAACUACUGACCCUGUUGCUACAUGGAACCCUUUACUCUGUCAAGGUGGAAAAAUGCGUUUGGAGUUCGGAGAAGUUUUUCCAAGGUCGAUAUUCGUUGGCGCAACUACGUCGGGCUUUGAGUUCAGGUCAUCUUCGAUUGGACAACAGACAUCGAAUGGCCUGUCUGGACCUUAUCAACACCAUUAUGGAAAUCGAAGAAUCGGAGGCAGUUGAUCCCUCCUUCUUAGGAAUCCACAGCACGGCGUGUUAGUAACAACUAGUAUUCGGACGUUAAUAAAUGAAUCGUUUGUCACGUGACCAACUGAGCGAAAUCGAC
Opisthorchis viverrini is the source of this 2286-nucleotide messenger RNA. RefSeq lists its product as hypothetical. Bases 1 to 2220 code for a protein of 739 amino acids. The transcript is spliced from 18 exons. The record is from RefSeq and is a predicted model, not a curated record. Lineage: Eukaryota; Metazoa; Platyhelminthes; Trematoda; Opisthorchiida; Opisthorchiidae.